Molecule: messenger RNA, 912 nt
Organism: Wallemia ichthyophaga EXF-994
Lineage: Eukaryota; Fungi; Basidiomycota; Wallemiomycetes; Wallemiales; Wallemiaceae
Product: Ribosome biosis protein tsr3
Exons: 2
Coding region: 1-912 (303 amino acids)
Biological process (GO): maturation of SSU-rRNA
Molecular function (GO): rRNA small subunit aminocarboxypropyltransferase activity
Source: RefSeq, a predicted model, not a curated record
AUGCCCAAAUCCCACAACAAGCGCUACGACUACAAAGUAUUCGAGUUGGGUGAGAGGCCUGAUUCUGCGAUAGAUGAUGCACCGAUGGGUAUAAAGAGCAGGCGGGAAGAGAAGCGUGAUGGUCUCGUUGCCAGUCUCGGUGUACCUGUAGCGAUGUGGGAUUUCAACCACUGCGAUCCACGUCGCUGUUCCGGCAAGAAGCUGUCUCGGCAGGGGCUCAUCAAGGAUAUGAAAGUAGGCCAGCGGUUUAGAGGAGUGGUGCUAUCACCCAAAGGUUCCCUCACCGUCAGCCCCGCAGACAAAGAUAUCGUUGCCGCUAGUGGAGCCGCUGUCGUGGAGUGCUCGUGGGCUAGACUCGACGAGAUUCCGUGGGGCAGGAUAAAGAGCCCGCAUGAACGCCUCCUCCCUUAUCUCAUCGCUACUAAUCCUGUCAAUUACGGUAAGCCGUGGAGACUUAAUUGCGUUGAGGCCCUCGCUGCUACUUUCUUCCUCACCGGUUUCGAUAUGUGUGCGGAAACACUGCUAUCGAAAUUUAGUUGGGGUCACUCUUUCCUCAAAGUUAACAAAGGUUUGCUGGAGAGAUACAAGGGUUGCGCUAGCAGCGAGGAGAUUGUCGCAGAGCAGGAGCAUAUCAUGGCAGACGAACAGCGUGAAUAUCAGCAAGCCAGACAGAAGGAUGAUGAGGAGGAUGAUCUGCUCCAGGCGAACCCCAACCACCAGAACUGGAUUGAAGAGAGCGGGAGCGAGGAAGAGAGUGAGGAAAGUGAAGAAGAGAGUGGCAGUGGGAGUGAGGAGGACAGUGAGAGUGAAAAUUACAGCGGUGACAACAGUCAUAACUAUAAAGAGGAAAAGGACAACGAAAACACACACACACAGAGCAUAACCACCAAACUAGACAAAACAAAUCUAUAA